This is a messenger RNA of Calypte anna (Anna's hummingbird), 4877 nucleotides long. RefSeq names its product cohesin subunit SA-2. Lineage: Eukaryota; Metazoa; Chordata; Aves; Apodiformes; Trochilidae. The coding region runs from base 223 to 3801 and encodes 1192 amino acids. Gene Ontology annotation, biological process: sister chromatid cohesion. Gene Ontology annotation, cellular component: nucleus; chromatin; cohesin complex. The transcript is spliced from 33 exons. The record is from RefSeq and is a predicted model, not a curated record. Gene Ontology annotation, molecular function: chromatin binding.
UGAGCCCCUGUGUGUAUGUGUAGGGGGCGGGGGGGGGCGGUGUCUGCGCGCUCUCGGGCCUGGCGGGCGCGUCCCCGCUGCAGCUUUUUGGCUCCUGCUUUUCACCCGCCAGAGCCAGAGCUUCGUUAAGGUUUUAACGCCACCGGACUUGAUGAAGUUUCCUCAAAAGCGGUGCUGGUGAUGUUGUUUUGGUGCCUGCGCUGCUGAAGUAAUGUAGCGGAAAUGAUAGCUGAGCCCAACACAGCCAGUAACCUCCCCUGCCAAAAAGGGAAUGCUGUCCAUGAUGAAACUGUGCCUGAGUCUGCUGUGCAGAAUGGCAGCUCUGUGAGUAAUGGCAACCUGAAAACACCAAAAGAGAAACGGAAGGUCCGAGAACAGUGUGAAAACAUAAGGAGAAAGCCUUCCAGCAGCAAAAGAGUGAGCCAGCUGCAGAGUGGAGGAGUGGUUGAGGCAGUUACCUUGUUUGAAGUGGUUAGCAUGGGGAAGCAGGCCAUGCAGUCUGUAGUAGAUGACUGGGUUGAAGCUUAUAAACAGGACAGGAAUGUGGCACUUCUAGAUCUGAUCAACUUCUUCAUUCAGUGCUCUGGCUGUCAAGGCAUGGUAACAGCAGAGAUGUUUCAAAGUUUGCGCAAGAAGGAUAUCAUGCAAAAAAUGACUGAGAGCUUUGAUGAGGAAACUGGGUUGCAAUACAAGAAAUUUGUGGCCUAUCCUUGGAUCCUGACGGUGACGUGGCCAGUGGACAUGGACAAUGAAGACUACCCACUGAUCAGAUCAGGACCCUAUUGGAAGAAGUUCAAGGCCAAUUUCUGUGAAUUUAUUGCAGUGCUUGUCCAACAGUGCCAGUGCAGCAUUCUGUAUGAUAGCUACUUGAUGGACACUAUCAUCUCGCUGCUCACAGGCUUAGCAGACUCCAUGGUCAGAGCAUUCAGACACACAAGCACUUUGGCAGCAAUGAAACUUCUGACAGCAGUUAUAAGUGUACAUCUGAACCUUGAUGUCAACAAGCACAAUGCUGAAAGAUUAUACGAGGUGGAGAAGAAGAGGAUAAGUGGCAGGAGGACCAAUUACAGACUUGACCAGCUAGAGAAAAAAAGAAAAGAGUAUGAGCAGAAGCUUCUAGAGAUAGACAACAUGAUGAACGCUAUUUUCAAAGGGACGUUUCUGAACCGUUACCGUGAUGUGAUCCCUGAGAUCCGAGCAACUUGCAUUGAAGAAAUUGGCAGCUGGAUUAGGACAUACCCAGAUGCUUUUUUAAAUGAUAGCUACCUAAAAUACAUUGGAUGGAUGCUGUAUGAUAAGCAAGCUGAAGUGCGGUUGAAGUGCCUUCUGGGACUGCAAGGAAUUUAUAGCAGAAAAGAACUUGCUUCCAGGAUGGAUCUUUUUACGAGCAGAUUCAAGGAUCGAAUUGUGUCCAUGCCUCUGGACAAGGACCAUGAAGUAGCAGUUCAAGCCAUGAAACUCUUGAUGCUUAUGUCACAGAACUGUGAGGAUGUGUUAUCAACUGAAGACUGUGAAAUGUUAUACCAGUUUGUUUAUACCACACACCGUCCUCUUGCAGUAGCAGCUGGGGAAUUCCUUUAUAAGAGGCUCCUUAGUCAUGAGGGAGAUGAAGAAGUUCAGCCCAAAGAAGGAGGGAAGUUUGGGUCGAGUACUGACCAAUUGAAAAGAUUAAUAUCUUUUUUCCUGGAGAGCAAGCUACACAAACAUGUUGCAUACCUCAUAGACAGCUUGUGGGACUGGGCAGGCACAUUCCUGAAGGACUGGGAGUGCAUGACCACUCUUCUGUUAAACAAUGCUGAAGGAGAUGGAGAAGCACUGAGUGAUGCCCAUGAAAACACUCUCAUUGAAAUCAUCCUCGCAACAGUUAGAGAAGCAGCUGAAGGUCAUCCUCCAGUGGGCAGAGGAGCAACCAAAAAAAUUCUGUCAGCAAAAGAGAAGAAAAUACAAUUGGAGGAUUGUACCAGAAUUACUGAACACUUUAUUAUCGUGCUUCCUCAGCUCUUGGCAAAGUAUUCAACAGAUGCACAAAAAGUGGCAAACCUUCUGCAGAUUCCUCAGUAUUAUGAUUUAGAUGUUUACAGUACGGGACAUCUAGAGAAGCAUUUAGAUGCUUUGCUGAAAGAGGUAAAAGACAUUGUGGCCAGACACUCUGACAUAUCUGUGCUUGAGGCUUCCUCCAGGACUUAUUAUAUCCUUUGCAGUGAAGAAAUUGCCAUCUAUAACCAAGUGGAUCGUGCCCAAACUCAACUGAUAGAUGAGUUGAUGGGACAGCUUAACCAGCUAUUAGAUGGCUUCUGGAAAAAGGAAGAAGGAUUUUGUACAGAUGCAGGAGAAAUUUCCCGGAUUCACUCUGCUUUGAGAAGAGUAGCAGCUUUUCAUAAUGCCCAUGAUCUCACCAAGUGGAAUCUGUAUGACAAGACUGUACGGCUGCUGCUGUUUGAAGUGGAACAUGGGAGUUUGCCUGUUUUGAUGAUCCUGCCAGCUCUCCAGUGCACAUAUUUUUCUCUCCUGUGGAAACUUGCUGCGGUUACAGAAAAGUCUCCCAAGGAGACUCACUCUGCCCUAAGAAGAGAGCUGAGACGUUUCAGUCAGAUUUGCAUGUGCUUCCUCCACCAUAAGGAAAAAGAUGUAAGAGAAAAGGCCUUCAUGAUACUCUGUGACUGGUUGCUGAUUUUGAGCCAUCAGGAUUCAAAUAAUAAUGAAGAAGCAGCCAGAAUUGUAGAUUAUCUUCCUAGCACAUCACUUCAGGAAAAACUGCUUUUGUUUAUCCAGGAACAUGUUUUUGUGGAGCAAGAAGAGGAAAGCAAAGACCUCACAGAAGAGGAGGAGAGAAAGAAUGAAAGUUGCAAACUUGACGACUUGCACAAAAAGAGGAGUCUUCUUGCAGCAUAUUGCAAGCUAAUAGUGUAUAAUGUGGUAGAGAUGACUGCAGCUGCUGAGAUCUAUAAGUAUUAUGUGAAGACCUACAAUGAUUUUGGAGACAUAAUUAAAGAAAUGUUAAGCAAGACGAGGCACAAUAACAAAAUUCAGAGUGCCAAGACACUGAUUCUCUGUCUUCAGCAGCUGUUUCAGAGACAUGCAGGCAGCAGUGGUGGUGUGGACUUCUCUUCAGCUUCCUUCACAAAUAUGAAAGAACUCGCUCGCCGCUUUUCACUGACAUUUGGCUGGGACCAAGUGAAAUCCAGAGAAUCUGUAGCCAUGAUACACAAGGAAGGAAUUGAAUUUGCUUUCCAAGGAGCUACUGGAAAAUGCUUCCCUCCUAACUUGAGCUUUCUGCUAAUCAUCAGUGAAUUCUCCAACAAGCUGCUGAAGCCAGACAAAAGACUAGUGUAUGCUUAUUUACAGAGGUACAUAGCAGAACCACUGCCUUGCAGAGGAGACCAAUGGCAGCCAUUGAUUUGGUACAGAAACUCCUUAUUGGCAAGUGAAGAUGAGGAGAGCUCUGUCCUCAGCAGCUCAGGAGAGUGGUCCCCUGUGGGUACAUCUAAGACGUCUUCUUUUAAAAGGAAGUUGUCUAAUGGGUCUUUGCCUGAAACCAGCCAGAAUGAAGCAGCCAGCAAAGCUCCAGGCCUGCAGUGUACUUCCCAGCUUGCCUCUGCAACAGGGAAAAGCAGGAAGAGGCUGAAAUCUCGAGAGAUGCACUUGCAGGAACAUUUGCAGUUCCUUUGUCCAGGAGGGCUGCGGAGAAGACACUGCAAAGAUGAGAUUAAGACAGAAGAUGUCAAGCAAGGCAAGGGUCAAGCAAAAGACACAACUGAAGAUGUCGAUAUUGAUGUGGUUGGUGCAGACCAGGACAGUUAAGGAGCUGAGAGGAUAAAUGGAAGUGAAGAACACACUACCAUGGUUUUCUGCAACUUGCCAAACUGAAAAUGGGAUUGUGAUGGCAUCAACCCAGGCAGCAGGAGGUGUGGAUCAAGUAAAAUCUCUUUCUGUAGUCACCCACCCAGAAGCAGUCACAAGCACUGCAGCUGAUUUAUCCACAUUGCUCUUUGUGGUGUUCCCAGUUUGGCUUCUUGUGCUUCUAAGGUUGUGGUUGUUGUGAACAGCAUUACUCAGCUGCAUCCUGAUCCUGGCUGGUGCCUUGGGACAAUUCCUAACCUAAGGAUUAGAAUCAGUCUUGACAGAUACUGACUCAAAACUGUAAAGUAGAUGAGACAAGGGUGCUCAGAUCAGCAGGGGUGAGCCUGCUGCUCCUGUUUGAGAUAGCCAAGAUGGAUCCCUACUUCUUUCCUUGUACCUGAGCCUGGCAAGAAAGGAUCCUGGCCCAGCUGUGCAUGCAGUGACCUGCAGGGUGAUGCCAAGAGACUUGGCAGUGCCCUUUCCUGCCCAUAAAAUGGAAAACCAGGAUUGAAUCAUGUGACUGUAUCUCUAAAUUCCAGUGCUGACAGAGAUGUGGUCUGGGGGGAUCAGGACAUGUUCAUCACCCCUAGGACACUUGCAUCAAGACUUCUAAGCAGCAAAGAAGGAAACAGUGGACCAGUUGACUGAGUGUUUUCCUGUGGAAGAAAUCCUUCAUACACAGAGAUCAUGUGGUAUUUACUUGGAAAAUACAAAGUUUGAAAAGCCAAUGUAAAUAGACUGUAAAAAGGCACUUCAGAAGUAGUUUUUUUCCUUUAAGAAUUUGCAAAUGAUCUUCACUUGGGUGUUUCAGAGCCAGUAGGGUGGGGAGUGGUAGCUGACCCUUUGUCCCCACUCCAUGGAAUUGUACACUGCAAUAACCUCCAUCAGCUUUAUUUUAUUUAUACAGGAUUGUAACUGUGUAAAAUAAACUACUUAAACGUUGCUGUCCAUUAGUUAAAUUCCCACACUAAGUCUGGAGAACAAACAGCAGCAGUGCUCCCAGCAAUGCUCCUGGCCUUAGAGCUUGCCCUGUUAUU